AUGGCAUCAGUAACGUCCUUAGACAAGGACUUGCGCAAACUGCGCCUCGACAAGUAUACACCUGCUGCAGCGAAAGAAGUCAGCGCCUGGAUCGAGGGCGUUUUGGGAGAGAGACUACCUUCCGGUGAUCUCCUUGAGGGACUGAAAGAUGGUGUUGCGCUGUGCAAAUUAAUCAACCUUGCGGUACCACCGCCUGGCGUCAAGUUCAAGAAGUCAGCGAUGCCUUUCGUUCAGAUGGAAAACAUUUCGCACUUUCUACGUGCCUGCAAACAGCCCCCUCUCAACCUGCAAGACCACGAUGUCUUCCUUACCGUCGAUCUGUUCGAGCAAAAAGACCCGGCCCAAGUAUUGCAAUGCCUAGGCGCCUUCAGUCGUGCCGCACACGCAGCAAACCCAUCCAAAUUCGCCUCACCGAUCGGCUCCAAAAGUCGCGGAGUGAUGAGUCCUCAAGCCACUGGACGCGGAACCCCUUCCCCUACGCGAUCGCGUGGGUUUUCGAACGCGUCUGGAUUUGGCUCCCCUCGACCUAACCUGACCAGUGCCAAGACGGGAGAUUCAGGGUCGGGAAGAUGGAGCCCGACCAAGCCUACGUCUCCCGUUAGCAGCUGGAGUAGAAAGGAACACGAGGGUGCCACCUCUCCAGCAUGGAACAUCGCUCAAUACGGCUACAUGGGCGGUGCCAGCCAAGGAAACCUAGGCAUAUCGUUCGGAAGCCGGAGGCAGAUCACUAGUGCUGGCCCCUCUGUCCCCUCCUUGGCCGAUAAGGAAAAGCGGCGGAAAGAGAAAGAAGCUGAAGAGGAACGUCAGCGACAACAGAUGGCGGAGCUCAGACGUCAGAAAGAGGAAGAGCUUGAGCGCGAGGCUCACUUGCGGGAAGAGCAGGAGAUCCAGCGUCUUGUGGAAGAGAAGCAGCGUCAGGCUGAUGAGGAAAGACGUCAAUGGGAAGAGGAAGAGCGCAUGUGGAAGCUGACGGAAGAGAAGCGCCGCAAGGAGGAAGCCGAAGCCGAAGCCCGCUUAGCAGAGGAACGGAGCCGCGCCAGAAGCAAGAGUGAUGCCCGCCUGCGGGGACAAUUUCUCAGUCAAUACCAGUCGGAGCAAGCCAUCAAGCCCCAAAAGACCGGGGCUGACCGGAUCGCUGAACUGGAGAAGGAGCUCGAAGAAGCCCGAGAACGUGAGAGGCGAUAUGAGCUUGAGCGCCAAGGUCGGACGGGCAGGACACUCGCCGCUACUAAUGAUCCCAAGGCUCGGCUUAGGUCUAGGAGCCGGCCGUCCGACGGAGCCCCUAGUCGCCAAGACUCGUGGUCCAAAAGCGAACGGGAGGUGCUUCAGACUGCAUGGUCUCAGCACCAGGAUGCGCAUGACAACGAGCAUCCCGCACUACCUCCGAGAUCCCCGAGGCCCCUUCCGGAUCCGAUGACAGUCGCUAAACCGCCUCAAAAGGCCGUGGCUCACACCACGGGCGGUCGACCUCUUCCGGAUCCUGCCGCUUACAAGGCGGCAAACCAGCCCCCACCAAGCCGGACCGAUCGGUUCCUCGCUAAUAACGCCGCGCCGGCCCCACUUGCCGCCAAACAAACUUAUUCUCGGGAGCUGAGUGCCACUGCAGAGCAAGAUGCCGAGGAUCACCGACGUGCCCAAAGCCAGAACAAGACCAAGGCAGGUGGGUGGGCGUCCAAGUCGCUACUCGAACGCGAAAUGGAGAUGGAGCGCGAACGUCAGCGUGAGUGGGAAGAGGCCCAGAAAGAGACGGCUCGGGCGGUUCCUACCGGAAACGGUGUGGACGGCAUCGGUGGUGGCAUUGGAGGCCGCUGGGACGUCAGCCAGUGGUCCGGAUACACUGGUGGUGACAACCAGAACAAGGGAGCCCAGGGAAUCGGGGCUGGCCGCAGACAAAUUGUCGGACCGAGGCCGCUGCCCAACGUCCCGCGAUAA
Colletotrichum graminicola M1.001 is the source of this 1932-nucleotide messenger RNA. RefSeq lists its product as uncharacterized. The record is from RefSeq and is a predicted model, not a curated record. The transcript is spliced from 2 exons. Gene Ontology annotation, molecular function: protein binding. The coding region runs from base 1 to 1932 and encodes 643 amino acids. Lineage: Eukaryota; Fungi; Ascomycota; Sordariomycetes; Glomerellales; Glomerellaceae.